AUGUUUGAUGGUUUAGGAAUAGAGGUUCGACAAGUAUUCAUCAUGGAAGAUGGAUGCAUCACACCUAAUUCAGUGCUGGAAAUUCUAUCAGAUAGCACUAUUGAUUUCAAUUUUAUGGAUGAACUCCUGUAUGAUGAAAUCAGGUUUGAGACUACCAACACAUCCAACUCUUGGCAACCCUGUCAAUCCACUACGACCAAUUUUUACUCUUCCUCGUACAAUUUUCCCGCUCCAGAGACUAAAGUAGGCGGUUUGGAUUCCAAGGAAAUAAAAAUAUCAGACUGUUCUGACAAUCCAUUUCUAACUUAUCCCCAAAUGGAAGAAUUUGUUGGAAGUCAAGCACGAAACCAGGAAGUUGUUGUUCCUUCAGCAUCUCUAAGCCAAUCUGCCUAUUUUGGGGCCGAAAGUACUGAAGUGAAUAAAGUGUUGUCGGUUGAACCAAAUAGAAAUCCAUACCUUACCAUCUCAGUGAAGAAGAGAUUAGUGCAGGCUUUAGAGUACCUGAAGGAAUUCGUGAGAGAGAAAGAUGUCCUUAUUCAGAUGUGGCUCCCCAUACGGAGAGGAGGACGCCAAGUCCUUACAACAAAGGACCAACCAUUUUCAUUAAAUCCGAACUGCAAAAUUCUUGCAGAAUAUAGAAAUGUUUCCCAAAAUUGUCAGUUUGAAGCUGAUGAAGAUUCUAUGGAGUUCAUUGGGUUGCCUGGCCGUGUUUUCUUGAACAAAUUGCCAGAAUGGACUCCAGAUGUUCGCUUUUACAAAGGAGAAGUGUUUUCACUUGUUAAGUAUGCCCAGCAGCACAAUGUUAGAGGAUCACUUGCUCUUCCAGUUUUUGAACGAGGAAGCGGGAAUUGCUUGGGGGUAGUUGAGAUUGUGACAACUCGUCAAAAUGUUAAUUAUCUCGCUGAACUUGAAAAUGUCUGCAAAGCUCUAGAGGCUGUUGAUCUUAAGAGUUCUAAUAUCCUGAUUCCUCCCAGAGUAGAGGACUGCAGUGAGUCUUACCAAGCUGCUUUAGCAGAGAUUAAAGACGUCUUGAAAUGUGUAUGCGAUACACAUAAAUUGCCUUUGGCACAGACAUGGGCGCCAUGUAUUCAACAGGGUAAAAGUGGGUGCAGGCACUCCAAUGAGAACUGUGCAAAUUGUGUUUCAACAAUUUACUCAGCCUGCUAUGUGGCGGAUCCACAAGUUUCUGGUUUUCUUGAGGCCUGCUCUGACCACCACUUACCAAUAGAAACUUCAUUGCCAAUGUCAGGUAGAGAAGUGCCUGGCACUUCAGUUGGUAUAUUAGAUGAGCAAAUAUAUCCAAAGUUGGUAACUUCUCCUUCCCAAGAACCCUCUUUCCCUGCUUCAUCCCGGAUUAUGCAGAUGACACAAAACAACAAAGAGUUUAAGGUGGUAACUCAAUGGGAUAAAUCUAACAUGGAGUUGCAUAACAUGCUUGCCUCUUUAGAACAUGACCACAUCCAGCAAGAUACUGUUCCCAAAGAAAGUGCUGAGGAUAGUGGAGACUGUUCCUUUUUUGGUGGGCAUCUUUCCUCAGGUGCUAAAAUAACAGGCCAAAAGAGACGGACCAAGACUCAGAAGACCAUUAGCUUGCAAGUACUCAGGCAAUACUUUGCUAUGAGCCUAAAAGAUGCUGCCAAGAAUAUUGGAGUGUGUCCAACAACCUUGAAAAGAAUUUGCAGACAUUAUGGGAUCACGCGAUGGCCAUCUCGGAAGAUCAAGAAAGUUGAUCACUCAUUGAGGAAACUUCAAAUUGUGAUCAACUCAGUCCAGGGUGCCGAGGGCUGUAUUCAACUCAGUUCUUUUUAUAACAAGUUCCCAGAACUCGUGUAUUCAAAUUUACCAGAAAUUGGUCGCCUAUCCACAUCAAACAUGAGUGGUCAUUUGCAGCCGGUGAACACUGAGCCAGAGAGCAGCUUGCUUAGCCCCAGAACCACCAUUUCAAAAUCUCCUUCUUCUGGCAGCCAUAGCUCCCGUUCAAGUUUCUGUUGUUCCACAGGUGUGAAGCAAUCAUCCUCUGCUGUCAAUGCCUCCAGCAAUGUAGAUGCUUUAUCAUCAGAGCAAACUGGAGCUAUGCUAAAGAGAUCAUGGAGUGAUACUCAAUUGCGUGAGAUUCGCCAGGAAGAUUCAUAG
Messenger RNA from Fraxinus pennsylvanica, 2133 nucleotides. Lineage: Eukaryota; Viridiplantae; Streptophyta; Magnoliopsida; Lamiales; Oleaceae. The record is from the annotation of a GenBank genome assembly.